GUCCAGAAAACGGCCGCGAGCCGGGAGCCCCGAGCAUCCCCUUUCCCUUGCCCAGGGAUUGAGCUCGAGCCUCAGUCCACACAACGAGUUAGGCUUUGGUUCCUGAGUGCUAAGGAAAUGCAUGCGGCGGCAAAGGGGGACUUCUUCGGUGAGAUGGCGCCGGGCCUCGUUUCUCAGAGACAUUCAGAGAACUUCCCUAGCAUGAACUCUUGACCGAAUGUAAUUUUGCUGGGCCGCGAGGUACGCAGAGCGGGGUUACCACCGGCGGACCGGGGCCCCCGGCUCGCCGCUAUCCGCCCGGUGCCGCCGUCUCUGUCUCCCCUCGGGGUGGGUCGGUACAAUUGGAGCCGUUCCGGACCCGGAAGAGGCUGCAGCGCAGGACUCGGCGGGGCAGCCGCGGGGUCCUCGCGCGUCCCACGUGGGGUCCUGGCCCCAGCCGUCUGCACACCCGGCUGGCCGCUGUACCAAGCGUACCCCACGCAGGCCAUGGCAGCCGCCGACGGUUCGCUCUUGGACAACCCCAGGACGUUCUCCAGACGCCUCCCAGCGCAGGCGAGUCGGCAAGCAAAGGCUACAAAAAGAAAAUACCAAGCGUCCAGUGAGGCUCCCCCAGUGAAACGGAGGAAUGAAACUUCAUUUCUCCCAGCCAAGAAAACUAGUGUUAAAGAAACUCAAAGGACUUUUAAGGGGAACACACAGAAAGCAUUUUCUGCAAAGAAGCAUUCGGUUAGCACGAGUGAUGGAAACCAAGAGGAGAGACCGUGCGUUAAGACUUCAUCACUGUUUAAAAACAACCCUGACAUUCCAGAACUCCACAGAUCUGUAGUAAAGCAGGUGCAAGAAAAAGUGUUUACUUCAGCUGCUUUUCAUGAACUGGGCCUCCACCCACAUUUAAUUUCCACAAUAAAUACGGUCUUAAAAAUGUCUAGUAUGACCAGUGUUCAGAAGCAAAGUAUUCCUGUGUUGCUGGAAGGCAGAGAUGCUCUCGUGAGAUCCCAGACGGGCUCAGGUAAAACUCUUGCCUAUUGCAUCCCUGUGGUCCAGUCCCUUCAAGCAAUGAAGUCAAAAAUACAGCGCAGUGAUGGCCCCUAUGUCUUGGUGCUUGUGCCAACGAGAGAGCUGGCUCUACAAAGCUUUGACACAGUCCAGAAACUGCUUAAGCCAUUCACCUGGAUUGUGCCUGGAGUGUUAAUGGGUGGAGAGAAGAGAAAAUCAGAAAAGGCCAGACUCCGCAAAGGAAUAAAUAUCCUUAUCUCAACUCCUGGACGUCUUGUGGAUCACAUAAAAUCCACAAAGAACAUUCAUUUUAGUCGGCUGCGGUGGUUGGUGUUUGAUGAAGCAGACAGAAUCCUGGAUUUGGGUUUUGAAAAGGACAUCACAGUGAUACUUAAUGCUGUAAAUGCUGAAUGCCAAAAACGACAGAAUGUCUUGCUAUCAGCGACACUCACAGAAGGUGUAACGCGGCUGGCUGAUAUCAGCUUGCAUGAUCCAGUCAGUAUUUCUGUCCUGGACGAGAGCCAUGACCAGUUGAACCCAAAGGACAAAGUGGUCCAGGAGGUCUGUCCUCCACCAGCUGGUGAUGAGCUGGACAGCUUUGCGAUACCAGAGAGUCUCGAGCAGCACGUGACUGUGGUUCCCAGCAAACUGAGGCUUGUCUGCCUAGCGGCCUUCAUCCUUCAGAAAUGCAAGUUUGAGAAAGACCAAAAGAUGGUUGUCUUUUUCUCAAGUUGCGAGCUGGUGGAGUUCCACUACAGCCUCUUCCUGCAGACCCUGCUGAGCAGCUCAGGGGCCCCGGCAUCAGGGCAGUUGCCAUCUGCCUCCACGCGAUUAAAAUUCCUACGACUGCAUGGCAACAUGGAGCAGGAGGAAAGAACAGCAGCGUUUCAGGAAUUUUCACAUUCCAGAAGAGGCGUCCUUCUUUGCACGGAUGUUGCAGCUCGGGGCUUAGAUCUCCCUCAAGUCACGUGGAUUGUUCAGUACAACGCUCCGUCUUCACCUGCAGAAUACAUCCACCGGAUUGGAAGAACCGCCCGGAUUGGCUGCCAUGGGAGCAGCCUGCUCAUUUUGGCUCCUUCGGAGGCAGAAUAUGUCAACUCGUUGGCUUCUCACAAAAUCAACGUUUCUGAGAUUAAGAUGGAAGAUAUUUUGUGUGUUCUGACCAGAGAUGACUGUUUUAAAGGGAAACGAUGGGGAACCCAGAAAUCCCAUGCUGUUGGUCCCCAGGAAAUCCGAGAGCGAGCCACAGUCUUACAGACAGUAUUUGAAGAUUACGUGCACUCCAGCGAGAGGAGGGUCUCCUGGGCAAAGAAAGCUCUGCAGUCCUUCAUCAGAGCCUACGCCACCUACCCCAGGGAGCUGAAGCACAUCUUCCAUGUCCGAUCCCUCCACCUUGGGCAUGUGGCGAAGAGCUUUGGGCUAAGAGAUGCCCCCAGGAAUCUUAGUGCCUUGACUAGAAAGAAAAGGAAAGCAAACCUGAAAAGGCCUGGCCUUCAUAAGAAGACCCAGAGUAAACACAGCCUUGCUGAAAUCCUGCGUUCGGAAUACUCCAGCGGCAUGGAGCCUGGCGUCACCAAGGUCAGAUAGCAAAACGCACCCGGGGAGCCGGGCGGCCGGCCCCUGCCGCCCAGUCUGCAGUCAACACCCUGCUUUGGCCGUGGGAAAACAUUAAAAUGGAGAAAAACCCAAAAACAUUUACAGUGGGACAGCAAGACUUCCCAGAAAGUUUAAAAUCUCUCCGUGCCUUCGAGUGGAUCCUGGAAGCCCUGGGUGGCAGUGGAUUGAUGUCCUGUUCUUGUCAGAGGAGGCUUGUGACAAAUAACUGCUGCCUUUCCCUGAAUACCGCGUCCCCAAGAAUCAGAGGGGCCACAGCCCUUCUCCUCCGUGGGAGGCCCUGGAGCCUGAUAGAAAUCAGUAGGGGGGCAGGGGGGCAGGUCGGCACCACAGAGGCUGGCCGGCUCCUGACAGAGGGGUCUGUGUUUUGUAUUGAACCCAUCAGUGCGAGGCAUUCCCUUCACCCAGGUGCUGACGUGCAGGGGAUGAGGUGGCACCCAGGACUUGAUGUAAGAACAUCCCUUGCGUCAGCCUGGAAGGGGUUGAUUGCUGCCCUUAACUGCAUUCUGAAGUUUCACAGCGUGACUUCAGCCCGUCUAUCAGUGCGUACAUUGGCAUGAAUUUUGUGAAUUAGGGUGUUAAAAACUGGAAUUGAAUUUGUACGAAAAGAGAAGAAAACAUAUUUAUCAGUAAUUAUUUUCUUGAUGUUGGAAUGUACUGUUAAAAAGGACCAAAAGUUUUUGGUUUGGGUCAAAAAAUACGAAUGUGUUUUCAG
Cebus imitator (Panamanian white-faced capuchin) is the source of this 3325-nucleotide messenger RNA. RefSeq names its product DEAD-box helicase 31 (gene DDX31). Gene Ontology annotation, cellular component: nucleus. Gene Ontology annotation, molecular function: RNA helicase activity; ATP binding; nucleic acid binding. Gene Ontology annotation, biological process: ribosome biogenesis. The record is from RefSeq and is a predicted model, not a curated record. NCBI's taxonomy places the organism in Eukaryota, Metazoa, Chordata, Mammalia, Primates, Cebidae.